AUGACAUUAGACGAUCAACAGAAACAGAAGAAUGAGGGUAUUCUACCAGAACAAGGCACAGAAUCAAUAUUACCUCAUGAGAAGAAUGAACCCACUAGAACAAAAUCUAUUAUGAAUGCCAGUGGUACAUCUGGUGCAGUGGUAUCGAAUACACCGGAGGCUGGGUUAAAACGUGCUCCAAAAGUAAUGUUUAGUAAUUCGGAAGGUACCGGUGGUAGCAGUGCAUUUGAUAAUACAAUAAGCAAUGACAGUAAUCAACUAGAAACAGGAACAUCUCAUAAACAAUUGAACGAAGGGUCAUUUGCAACUCUAACUAGUAAAUUAGAGGGCACUUAUACAAGAGACACAGUUAGUUUCAAUGAUGGUAAUUCUACACCAAAAUCUAUGUUGACUGGUGCUGGUUCUAACACAACUAAUAAUGAGCAUGCUCAUUUUGUGGUACAAGAUGCCUUACAUAGUCCGCCGCACAAUAUGCAUACGGGUAAUAGUAGCAUAGCUACAAGUCCUCGUGGGUCUAUUGUGUCUUCCAUGAUGAAUUCUAUCAAGCAUAAAGAACAUGAAAUUAUGGCCACUGAAAUAGCAUCACACAAGGAGUCCAUAAAAAAAGAUACUACUGGGAACAACGUUGUGGUUCCAAUGAUAGUAACAGAUAUUGAAAAAGAUAAAAUACCCUUAAUAAAAGAUUCCAAAACAAACAUGACUACUUUCUUUCAGGACCAAGAUGAUGGUAAAUUACAUGUAUUAGUAGGUUGUACUGGUCCAAUUCAUGUACCAAAGAUUAAAUUAUUUAUAAGGAAAUUGGAAGAUAUUUAUUCGAAAGAUAAAAUUUCAUUUCAAAUUAUCCUAACAAGAACAUCAACAGUGUUUUUCAAUAAGAGAAAGAUCCCCAAAAAAACUGUUACCAAUAAUUCAACAACCUUACAAAAUCAACCAGCUUCUGAUUUGACGCCUCCUGAUUUCCCAAGUAACGUUAAAAUAUGGAAACAUAAUGAUGAAUGGAAUAGCUGGACUCAGAAAUCUGAUCCAAUAUUUCAUAUUGAAUUGAAACGAUGGGCAGAUAUUUUAGUCAUAGCUCCAUUAACUGCAAAUACAUUGGCUAAAAUGGUUCUCGGACUCUGUGAUAAUUUAUUAACAAAUGUUAUCAGAGGAUGGAAUCCCGCAUUUCCUAUUUUCAUUGCACCAUCUAUGGUAAGUAGUACAUAUAAUUCUAUUACUACAAAGAAGCAACUAAAGAUGAUAAAAGAAGAUAUGCCUUGGGUGACAAUAUUUCAACCAUCUGAAAAAAUUAUGAGUAUGCAUGGGAAUAUUGGAUUAGGUGGUAUGAUGGAUAUUAAUGAAAUUAUAGAUAAAGUUGUAAUGAAAUUGGGUGGUUAUCCAAAAAAUGAAGAGGAUGAAUCGGAUGAGAAUAAUGAAGAUGAUGAUGACGAAGAUGAUAACACAGAAGAACGUUCUGGUAAUAAUCGAAAUGAAAAACUUGGUGACGAUAACACUAAUGAUGACCAAGAUGACGAUGAUGACGAUGACGAUGAUGAUGAUGAUGACGAGGAUGAUGAUGACGAGGAUGAUGAUGAUUAUGACGAGCAUCAAACUGAUCAACAUCCUGCCCAAUAG
Molecule: messenger RNA, 1611 nt
Organism: Maudiozyma saulgeensis
Lineage: Eukaryota; Fungi; Ascomycota; Saccharomycetes; Saccharomycetales; Saccharomycetaceae
Source: the annotation of a GenBank genome assembly